GCGCCAGAACAGAAGUCUGAAGUGUUUGAAUUUGGUUGUAGGGAAUCCAAGAUCAUAGAUGUCUCUCUGCCACAACAUCCCAUGAUCCUCCGUCAUCCACCAUUAAUAGUUUUUAUACUCAGCUAGCUACUCCUCCGCAGUCCGCUUUCUCUCUCUGCCAGUUUACCAAAAUACUCUUCUCUCUCAACAUUCCACCAACGAUAAUUACAAGGGCGUUGAUGUCAUUCUUGACAACCUGACAACUACUUUUGUUCCUGUCCAUGACCAUGAGUGGCAGCAGCCUGACUUUUCAGAUAUCCAUGAAAUCAAAAAGUCUCUCUCUCUCUCUCUCUGCCACUGUGCUUGCUUUUGCAAUAUCUCAAGAACAAAAAAGCACCCCAUCCUGCCUCCACCUCUCCAAAUUGUCUGCUUAAUCUACUGAAAUGCUUUUACACGAGUAUAAUUCUUCGACCACAAUGGCUAUGGAGCAUUUGGCCUUAGUUUUCCUCCUCUUUUCCUCCUUCUCAUCGUAUAUCCUGACCGCAGCUUCUUCAGCGGAGUUCGGUGAAGGGGAGAUUAAUGGCGGCAGAAAAUUGGAAUCUUUGCAGAAACCGAAGGUAAUUAUUAGAGGGAACGCUUCAGUUACCAGUGUGAACAGGACUUUCCGGCUAGGGUUUUUCGCCCCAAACGCUGAUGAGUUCAGAUGGUACUUGGGGAUUUGGUAUGCCUCAAUCCCUAUCAGGACUUACGUAUGGGUUGCGAACCGUGAAAAGCCCAUAGAAAAUUUGCAGUCGGCGAGAGCGGAGAUCAACGAGGGAGGGAAAUUAGCUGUGGUGGACGAAGGUUCUGGAACCAUUCUAUGGGAAACGAACAAUGUGGAGAGAGCAAGCGACUUAGUUCUUCUGGAGCAAGGAAACCUGGUGCUGCUGAGCAGCGACGGCGGGAUUGUGUGGCGGAGCUUUGAUUUUCCGGCGGACACGUGGCUUCCGGGCAUGAACCUGACCGCCGAACGGCGGCUGGUUUCCUGGAGGAGCUCCGUUGAUCCAUCCCCUGGAAGGUACUCUCUGAGACUGAAUCCUCCUGGUUAUGGCGAAAUAGCUCUUUUCUAUAGCAACUAUAGUGUGGACGACGUCCAUUCAUAUUGGAGUACUGGUAAUUGGAGUGGAGAUGCAUUUGAUGGUGUUCCUGAAAUGACCAUUCCUUACAUAUAUAGGUUUAAAUUCUUGUAUCCUUUUACUCCAAUGGCAACCUUUGGGUACUCCGAAGUGCCAUUGGAGAGCGGCGCGCUGCCGCCAUUAACUAGGUUCCUGUUAGACCACACAGGGCAGCUGAAGCAGUUCACUUGGUCUCAACAGAGUGAAUUCUGGAGCAUGUUCUGGUCUCAGCCAGAGAAUGUGUGUAGAGUGUAUGCAUUGUGUGGCAAUUUGGGGGUAUGCAGCAGCGGUGAUUCGUUGAAUCCGUGCCGGUGUUUGAAUGGUUUUGGACCCGUUAACAGUGUGUCCUGGGAUAAGGAAGAUUUCUCGGGGGGUUGCUGGCGAGGUGACAGUGAGACCUGUGGGAAAGAUGGGUUUGAGGAGGUUGGAGUUGUUAGCUACCAGGCAGCAAGUGUUGUGUCGUUCAGUGGGAGCCGCAAGGACUGCGAGAGCGCUUGCCUAAGAAAUUGUUCUUGUGUUGGUUUGUAUCAUAAUGCAAAGAGCAAUGCAUGCAGCAACUUGUACGGUUCGCUUUUGAACCUGCGAAACUUUACGGCUGAUAGCACUAUCCAGGAUACACUCUAUGUGAGAGUGCAGUCGGAUGGGGCUGCUGCUGGAGGGAGGAAGAGGAGGACGGGUGUUCUUAUCGGAUUGAUUUGUGGUGUUCUUGUGAUUUUGAGCAUAGGAACUCUGAAUUUGUUGUACUGGAUGAGGCGAAAAGUUAGGCGAAGGAAGGGAGAAGAAGAGGGUGUGUUUCAAGUGUCGAAUCUACGGGUGUUCUCUUACAAGGAGCUUCACGCAGCUACUAAGGGAUUUUCCGAGAAACUUGGUCAUGGAGGGUUUGGGGCAGUUUUUCGUGGGGAGCUGCUGGAUUCAUCUACGGUGGCUGUAAAGCGGCUUGAGAGACCAGGCGGCGGUGAAAAGGAAUUCCGAGCAGAGGUUUGCACCAUUGGGAAUAUACAGCACGUUAACCUGGUCAGACUGCGUGGUUUUUGCUGCGAAAGCUUGCAUCGUCUUCUGGUAUAUGAUUACAUGCCGAAUGGACCUCUCAGCAAGUACUUGCGACAGGACGGUCAGUGCUUGAGUUGGGAUGUGAGAUUCCGGGUGGCAGUUGGGACCGCGAGAGGCAUUGCUUAUUUGCACGAAGAGUGUCGAAACUGCAUCAUACAUUGCGACAUCAAGCCGGAGAACAUCUUGUUGGACGAGGGUUUCGCGGCGAAGGUGUCGGAUUUCGGAUUGGCGAAGCUGGUGGGCAGGGACUUCAGCCGGGUGCUGGCAACAAUGCGAGGCACGUGGGGAUACGUGGCGCCCGAAUGGAUAUCGGGGGUUGCCAUCACCACAAAGGCCGAUGUGUACAGCUACGGAAUGACACUGCUGGAGUUGAUAGGCGGCAGGCGCAAUGUGGAGGGGCCGCCGUCCUCCAAUGGAGGGGGCAACCAGACGGAGAAGUGGUUCUUCCCACCAUGGGCUGCACGCCAGAUAAUCGAAGGCAACACCGCUGCUGUGGUGGAUCACCGGCUCAGCGGCGCAUACGACGAGGCAGAGGCGGAGCGUGCUGCAUUGGUGGGUGUGUGGUGCAUUCAGGACGAGGAGUCUGCGCGGCCGACAAUGGGGACGGUGGUGAAAAUGCUGGAGGGUGUGGUUGAAAUGGGGGUGCCACCGCCGCCAAAGCUGCUGCAGGCGUUGGUUUCGGGGGAGUCGUUCCAAGGGGUCGGGGAGGAGUCGAGGAGGAGGGCACGCCAAGCAUGCGGCGGCAGCAGUGCGGACGAGGAUGAGGACGACGUCUCCAAGGAGUUGCCGAUCGGGCAAUCAGAAUUGGGGCAGAGCCGGUACGCUGAUACUGGGGCGGACGAGGUAAACCACAAUACCGAUGCGGAUGCUCAUAGGUUGCAUCGAACGGAACAGAAGAUACACCUAUCUCAGGUGCUAAUUAAUGCCUGUCAGUCAACCACAUCUGAGACUGAGAGGCAAUGAAGGAAAGCUUCUUGCUUUUCUGACUUGACAUCAUCUCAGUAGAUCGAGCCUCGGCCCUGCACGGCACUGAUCAUCAUCAUGCGGUGUGGUGUGAUGGACCAUUAUUCUAAUCAAAUUAUUGACUGUUGAUUAAUAAUGCUCAUCCAUUAAGUACAGUAGUAAUGGCUAUGCUUCGCUGGCUGUAGCCUGUAGGCCCUGCCCCUUCCUUCUUUAAUCGAGUAAAAAACCACCAGCAGCUAUAGCUAUAAGCUUGGAUUCAGAAUUUGGAGGGGAGGAGGGAGGAAGGGAGCAAGCAAAGAAAGCAAUCUUAUUCUACUUACUAGGCUUACCGUCCGUCCUUUCAUUACAUUCUCCGACGGUCCAAACCUGUUCUUGAUUCCCUCGUUCGAACAAAGGCAUUAAUAUUGAACCCGAGUCAAUUAACCAUGGUUAACCUAUAGUUCCAGCUAAAAAUCCUCUACCAUCUCCGCUCACUUUCCUUUCCUUACACAUCAUUAAUAUUUUUAGAUUCAACUCAAAAAUCCCCAUUUGUUCCUUCCUUCUCGUCCUCGAUUUCGAAAUUUGAUUUAUCCGAGAAAGGAAGAAAUACGAAAACUUUCUUCCCUAUUUCUACCCUUGGCCCAGCUUGGUCGACCCCUCGAAGAUUCAAGAACUGGUACGUCCUUCUCUUUUCCCUAUGACCCGUCCCGUCCAUCUAUUCACCUCGUAUCAUAAUUUCUUAGAUUUAGUUCCACGUAAGGGUUUGCUUCUGUAGCUCUGUACUUUCUUUCUUUGUUUCUCCCUAUCCCUCUCUACUGUAGAGAGAGUAAGAGUACCAUUCAAAUAUAUGUUCAACCCUCAUCUUUCAUCCCGCCAAAACCCCACAAGCUCGAUGGCUUUAAUCGCUUAGCAGAGGGUGGCUGAACAGAUAGCUGGUGUGAAGUAUCUAUACUGUUCGUAAAUCUCUGAAGCACUUGUUCUUCGACUUCACAAGGCAAACAAAAGUCUUUGGUGUUUCCUCUUUCACGCAGAUGCUUCUGUUUAUUGGUGAAGGGUUGUAAGUUUGUCUGUCCAAAUAAGAAUGAGGUGCCGAUGUCAUAUGUUAAAUUAGUACUAUCCAGUUGACGAAUUGGUGAUGCAACGGUGCUUACGUUACGUGUUUCAACAAGGAGGAUAUUCGGAACGAAAUUGCAUUCUGGUUUAUUAAGUUAUUGACCACAUUGGAGUGACAUCUAAAGGUUCCGUUGAGUGGCUUCCUGUAAGGAGUCAAGAGGAGUGUGUGCAUUGGAAA
Molecule: messenger RNA, 4416 nt
Organism: Andrographis paniculata
Lineage: Eukaryota; Viridiplantae; Streptophyta; Magnoliopsida; Lamiales; Acanthaceae
Product: G-type lectin S-receptor-like serine/threonine-protein kinase SD2-2
Exons: 2
Coding region: 423-3146 (907 amino acids)
Biological process (GO): protein phosphorylation; recognition of pollen
Molecular function (GO): ATP binding; protein serine/threonine kinase activity
Source: RefSeq, a predicted model, not a curated record